CUAUUUAGCGUCAGUUGAUCGAAGCGUGAAUAACAAUCAACAUGGCUCGAAUUAUGAUCUGUUCUGGAGUAUUAGUGUUGUUGGUAGCUAUUACAAAUGCUGCGCCCAGCAGCUUUAGCCAAGCCAGCGCACAAGCAACUUCCAUCGGCGGUGGCCAUUCAAGCCCUUCUGGUCCUAGAGGAAUAGGAGGACCUGGUGGCCCAAAUCAGGGUUUCGGUGGCCAUAAUCAAGGUUUUGGAGGACAUAACUCAGGAUUUGGAAGUUCUAAUCAAGGAUUUGGAGGUUCAAGGCCAGGAAUUGGAGGACCUAAUUCUGGUUUUGGAAAUAAUAGACCAAGUUCCCAGGGCUCCAAGGGACUUUCGAUCAGUAUAUCUAAGAGUGUUAACAUUGGAGGUGGUAAUGCUCAGUCGAGAUCUCAGGUCGGUGCGCGCGGAAAGUAAGAAGUGACAGAUAGAUAAAAAAAUGGAACUUGAGUAAUUUUAAAUGUUUUUUUUUUUUGUUUUUAUAGUAUCCUGUCCCCAGUCCCUUUAAAAUUCCGCCCGCGUCACUUUUUUCCGAUGUUUGUUGAGUAUAUUUUAUGUACACUUACUGAUAAUAAAGUAUUUUUGUCGCAGUGA
Messenger RNA from Pectinophora gossypiella (pink bollworm), 617 nucleotides. RefSeq names its product ATP-dependent RNA helicase glh-1-like. Bases 42 to 440 code for a protein of 132 amino acids. The record is from RefSeq and is a predicted model, not a curated record. The transcript is spliced from 2 exons. Lineage: Eukaryota; Metazoa; Arthropoda; Insecta; Lepidoptera; Gelechiidae.